Messenger RNA from Plasmodium gonderi, 5766 nucleotides. RefSeq names its product protein kinase. The transcript has 5 exons. The record is from RefSeq and is a predicted model, not a curated record. The coding region runs from base 1 to 5766 and encodes 1921 amino acids. Gene Ontology annotation, biological process: protein phosphorylation. Lineage: Eukaryota; Apicomplexa; Aconoidasida; Haemosporida; Plasmodiidae. Gene Ontology annotation, molecular function: ATP binding; protein kinase activity.
AUGGGACAGAGGAAUGCCAAAAUACAGAAAGAGGGAAUUUAUGAUAUUAAUAAUGAUAUAUGCAACAACAGGUACAAUAACCUCACGUACAAUAAUACCAGUGAAAUAAAUCCAAGAAAUUACAAUUUUAAUAAUAUAAAAAUUAUGGAGGAUGAGGAAAACUACAGUUCCAAUAUGAACAGUGCAAACAAUGCCACACACCUGUCCAAUGUGAAUAACUCUAAGACUAGCAACCAUCUCUUUGGCGUUCACCAUGGUAAAGCACCUCACAACAGUCAGCAGAACAGUCGCCUUAACGGUCAUCAGAAUAAUCACCUUAACGGCCAGCAUAACAAUCACCUUAACGACCAGCACAACAGUCACCUUAACGUCCAGUAUAACAGCAACCCACAGGAUUAUCGAAACCCAAUUAAGGCUAAAAAUGAUCACAUGAACAGCCACUAUGCACAAAUUAAUAGAGAAAAUGGAGAAUUAGAUGCAGAGUUCAUUAAGAACAAUGUCUCAAAUCCAUAUCAUCUCAUGAAUAAUAAUGACAUGGGAUAUAUGACUCAAAAUAGAAUUGUCAACCGUGACACACACAGUCCAAAUAUGCACAAUGCAAAUACACAUAAUAAUCAAGUUAACCUUCCACCCAAUAUAUACAAAUAUAACAACAAAAAUUUAGAUGACAAAUAUGGCGAAAUGAAGAACAAUUGGGGUAACACUAAUUAUCUUUAUGGUGCCAUGACACCAUCAGCCAAUGUCACUAAUAAGAACAAUAUGAACCCAUUUGAUAAUGAUGGGAAAAUGAACUCUCCUUCAUAUGGUAACCAUUUUAACAUGAACACAUUACACAACAACUUCAAUAAUAAUAUUGGUAUGCAUAAUGAUAUGGGAAUUCGUCAUAUGGAGAACAAUGUCCAUGCAAGCAACGAUGAUUAUGGAAAUAACUAUGCAGGUUUUGCAAAGUAUGAUGAAAAUUACAAUGUAAACUUGGGUGAUAAUCAAUAUAAUACAUCUAGUUACUCGAAGAACAAAGUACCAGAAAUAGAUGAUAUUAUUAAAAAGUAUACAGCCAAGGAAAACCAAGAAGAACAUUUCAAAUUCAAUUGGGACCAUGGGAAAGCUGAUGUGACAGGUGGAAUUCACAAAGACAGCAACAAGCAUGUUAGAGGUAGUGAUUUUAGAAAUUACAUCUCCAAUGAAGAUAGAAAUGGGAACCCAACAAAUCAAGAGAAUCAGUCCAUUUCUGUGAACCCAGCCAACACAACUAGCCACAUGAAUCUGCCUAACCCAAAUAGCCACAUGAAUCUGCCUAACCCAAAUAGCCACAUGAAUCAGCCGAACCCAAGUAUCCACAUGAAUCAACCGAACCCAAGUAGCCACGGGAACCAGUCAAAAUACACACACAAGGCAAAUCUGCUGUAUCCAAACAUUUUAUCCUUACGAAAUAAAGAAAAUGACGAGGAAGAAAAAAAAAGAGAAAAAAAAAUUAAUCUAUUAAAAAAUAUAAUCGUUACAAGCCCGAAACAAAAAUACAAUUUCAGUUUCAAUGAUGACCUUUAUGAAAGUUUACCUCCUCAUGAACAGUUCUAUUUUAACACAAGUUCAAUUGCAGAUUUGAAUCAAAUAUCUAAUGUAAAUAAUGAUUUAUUGGGAGAAGGAGUUCAAAACAGGGCAAAUGUAAAUAAUAAUAUCUACGAUGAUUUUAACACAUUCGAAAGGAUGAAUGAAACACCAGCUAUAAUGAACCAACACCAAUCUAAGAAUGAAGUGCCUUUAAGUGAUGAAGAUUGGUACAUGGAAAAAUUUGGAGAGGGAAAUAUUGUACGAGACUUCCACCACAGUGAUAAAAACACUCAUUUCCAAAAUAACAGUCCUGAAUGUAUUUUGGACAAUUAUAAAUUUAGUCAUAAUUUUCUCUCAAAGGGAGAACAAGGAAAAAAUACUAACUAUACAUUAAGGGACAGACAUAUGCACAACAUGAACUUAUAUGAUCAUAAUAUGAAGCAGAAAUCACCCAAUCCUAUUUCUGAUUUUACAAAUAACACGAGACAUAACAACGUACAGGAUUUUCACACCAACCGAAUUAAUAAAUUUCCUUUUUGUAAUGGCAUGUUGAAAAAUAGAUUUUCCGUGUAUACAGGUGAUAAGGAGGGCGAACUCUGUGAUGUUAGGAUUAGAGAACAGAUUGAUAAUUUUGACACAUGUACAAAAAGGGAUGGGAGGGGAAAGUCUGGAAUUUUUGGCCAACUAAACUGCUUCAAGAAUUUUGAUAAUAAUAGUUCUCCUAUGGAUGAAAAUAGAUUUAAAGAGCAUAUCGAGCAGACUGAUGUGACACUAGAGGGUAGAGACAAUGACAUGUAUAAAAAGUAUAGUUCAACCAAUUAUCACACUUCCAACAUGAAGUAUGGUGCAGGUGGGACGCAGGAACGACGAUCCCUAGCGAUGCAAGCAAACGGUAGAGACAUGCUCGCUAAUCCUAACAGUAUAAACAUUUUCAAAAAUCAUGCGAGAAACUUUGAUAAUUACGAGGAAGAAAAUUUAUUUAAUAAAAGUCCUAUGAAUGAGAUUCAAAAGCAGAUGAACAAAUACAACCAAGAAGAUACUGGAAAACCAAAUAGUAAGGUUCUCAAUUUUGACAACAUUUUCAACACAGAUAUUAGAAAUGAAUUUCCCAAGCAGAAUGAAAAAUUUUCAAAUGUAAAAAAUUACGCCUUUUCAAAUGUGCAAAAUGAAAAGGAUAAUGUGUACAAAUUCGAUGAAAAAAAGAAUUCCCAUUUUGGCAAUUACCUUUAUGAAAAUAAAAACUUUAUACAUAAGAAUGGCAAAGACAUGAUUCGUCGAUACAAUUUUGAUAAAAGUGGUAGAGCUCUUUUCGAACCAUACAAUGAUACAACAUUAAAGCACAGACAACAUGACCAUUUGAGUACCACAUUAGUAAAUAAUUGGGACGUGAAAAAUUCUAGAAAUUAUCGAGACUCAUUACGAGGUCCUAACAUCAAUGGUGAUCUUGAUAUUCAUGAUAUUGAUAGAGAGGAGGGAGUCGAACUCAGGAACAAUCUAGGAGCACACGGAGACGAUGAAAACAUCGGUGCUAUCUGUCUUAACGUGAAUAAUAAGAAGAAUAUGGAGAAAUAUAUGGAGAAGAAUAUGGAGAAGUAUAUGGAGAAAAAUAUGGAGAAGAAUAUGAAGAAGAAUAGUGAUUUCCUGUUGCCCAAACCGAACCCGAACUUCUUGAAUGAAAACAGAAGCGCAACAAUGUUCGAUGGAAAUAAUAUCACAAAUAUAAAAAUUCAUCAUCGUGAAGAAACUACGACGAAGGAUAAUGUGAAAUAUAAUUCAAAUUAUGGAGGCGAAAAAAUAUUAAACAAAAUGCCCAAUUCUAUAUUUAAUAAUUAUCAUUCAUUUAUCAAAACCAAUCCUCUAAAUGAGCAUUUGCAAACGUUUCCUACUUCUAACAACGAAAGGGGUGGAGUUCACAAUUUUAUGAGUGAAAAAAAAAAUGAAAAAUGUGACAAUAAGGACAAAACUAUUUCGGAUAUAUAUAAACACUUGAAUAGAGAUAAUAUAUAUAUAGAUAUCGAAAAUCAACCACACGAUAACAAAACAAAUGCAUAUAUGACAAAACCGAAUAAUAUUCCAUACUCCAUGUGGAAACAUGAACCCAAUCAAAAUGUAAACAAUUCAAACCCCUUUAAAAAUUGUAAUAAAGCAGAUAUGCAUGCACAGUACACUAAUUUAGUCACGCCGUUUAAUGAUGGCAGAAGCAAAAAUGUUCAUCAGCAAAACAGAGAUUUCAAUAACGAAUUCGAUAACAAUUUCGCCAACAAUUUCGCUACCGAUCUGCCUAUCCGAAAUAACAUCUGGGAAGAAAAGAAUAAUAAACUUGGAACCACUGGCGCGAAAGCCUUUUUAGGAAUUCUGAGCGAAGAACAAAAUAGAUAUUCCAAUUUGUUAAAUACUAUGGGAAAAUACACCGCUAGGGAUGUAAGUGACCCAUUAGCAAGUUACAGAAAUAAGAAAUCCUUCAAUCUAAACAGUGCACACAAUUUCAGUUUUGUUAAGCAACCCAUUCACAAGCAACUCCCCCCACUGCCAUUUAAAAAUUCGAUGAAGCAGACAAACCAGGAAGGGAUGAAUCAAGCCAAGUUGAAAAUUUUCGAAAAUGAUGGCAGACUUGGAAUUCCCGGAAAGGUUGAGAAAGACAUAGAGAAAAUAAGUGCUGCUAAAAGAAUUGGUAAUUUCCACACAUACAAUAACAGCAGUAACAAUCAUAUGUCUAACUUGAACGGUACGAACUAUAACUUCCUGAAGGGUAACUUCUCCACGUUUAGAGAGAAAGAUGGAGAAAAUAAUGUACUGACAGAAUUUACACUCCACGGCAAAUACACAGAAAAGCAUGACGCAAUGAAAAAGAGAAACGAUUUCUUCAAUUAUAAGGAUGAAUCAAAAGAGUGUAUGCUAAAAAACAUAAACACAAAUUUUAAUCAUUAUUCUGAACACUCAAAUUUUUUGAACGAGAAAAAUGCUGUCCCAAAUUAUUUAUACACAAAUAUAAAAAACAAAUACAGUGAAGAAAACGCGCUUGAUAAUGUCAUGGGGAAAGGGUAUUAUACUCCUCCCAAUAGAAACUCCUUUUUUAAUAAAGUGAGAGAAGGAAUUCCAAAGGAUGAUUCACAAACCAGAGAAAAUCAAAAUUUGACGUUUCUCCAAAUGGAAGACGAAUGGAGAAGUAGAAAUUUUACUAACGACAAGGCGGAAAGACGCAUAUCUAUGAGUAAUAAUAUUUCUAUGCUUCUCGAAAAAAUAAGUGACAAUUCUGACAAGAAGACUGGGGAAGGUCAUCCCAUUGGAAAUCAUCCAAUUAAUAAUCAUCCAAUUGGCAAUCACCCCGUUAGCAGUAAUCACCUUUCUAAUCAUCGAAACACGGUGAACCACCAAGGCAGCGAAAUUUCUAACCUGCACGUCAACACAGUUAACUACAACGACAAUUUAAAUAUAGACACAAACCAUUUUGUUAUUUCUGAUAAUCAUUUGUGCAAUUUUGGCUUGUGGAGCCUAUAUAGAUGCAAAUUAAAACAUGAAAAUUAUUCCUUCCUAAUAAAUAUAAUUGAUUCCUUUUAUCUAAAUAGUGGAAAUGGAAAUGACACAGUUGCAAAUAAUAUCUUAUUUCACAAAAGACUUAGACAUAUAAAUAUUAUGUCAUACAAAGGAAAAACAGCUGAUAAAAAUAAAUUGUAUUUGCUCUUUGAACAUAUACAUGGAAAUAUUUUAAAGUCUCAUAGUACACCCCUUGAAGAAAAUAUCAUUGCUUCAUAUGCCUAUCAAAUUGUAGACCUUCUUGAGUACAUGCAUGCCAAUUUUAUAAUAUUUCAUGGACUCUUGUCGAAUAUAAUUAUUUUACAAAAGAACACCAAAGAGGAGUUGUUGCAAAUACUUCACGAAAAAAACAAAAACGUUAAUAAAUAUUUUGACAUUUACAAACAUGGAAUCAUAAAAGUUUUUAACUUCGAUUUUUCUAAUAUGGAUGCUACCGAGAAAGACUACGAAUUUGACUUCCUUUGCUUGGCUGUCUUAAUAUAUGAAAUGUGCACGAAAUAUAACACUUACUAUUCCAGCAAAUAUGAAGACCUAGUAGAACGGAUACACAACACUAGUUUCUUUUUCCCUCAUUUUGUUUCCUUCGAAUUGAAGAACUUUUGUUAUGAACUGUGCUCAAAAAGGAGACCCUGCUUUAACGACCUCAAGAACCACGCGUGGUUCCAAAAAAAUUUGAAUUUUUAA